This is a messenger RNA of Leptinotarsa decemlineata (Colorado potato beetle), 1677 nucleotides long. RefSeq names its product CKLF-like MARVEL transmembrane domain-containing protein 4. Gene Ontology annotation, cellular component: membrane. NCBI's taxonomy places the organism in Eukaryota, Metazoa, Arthropoda, Insecta, Coleoptera, Chrysomelidae. The record is from RefSeq and is a predicted model, not a curated record.
CGUGGCAACAACGCUAUCAGGUUUCAGCUUUCUGCUGGCGCGACCAACUUACCUUUUAAAUUGUUCGCUUGAAACUGCUGUUAUAGCUUCGCGGGUAAUAGGUGUUGUGUUUGACCGUAACUUUUCGUUAAAUAACUCGAAUUUCGGUACAAAUUCUGUCUGAUGAUGACAGAAACGGUGGUCAAUGUGCAAGAAGCGCCUAACAAUAACAUGGCGAAUAAGCCGCAACAGACGAACCAGCAGCAGGAUUCGCCCUUUUCUUGGAUUAAAAUCAAUUUGGAUUAUUUCAAAACUGUGCCAGGACUACUGAAAAUUGCAGAGUUUAUUUUGGGAAUCCUUUGCAUGUCCUUAGCCUCACCUGCCUACUAUGGAGGAACCCACUUCUUUUUGUUUGUUGCCACAACGAGCUUCAUUGGUACAUUGAUAUGGAUUUUCAUCUAUUUGUUAGGGAUAAGAGAAGCUCUAAAUAUGCCAAUCAACUGGAUAUUGACUGAAUUAUUCAACACGGGGAUCUGCACCGUUUUCUACAUUAUAGCCUUUAUUGUUCAACUUAUCGUUUCAGCCACAAUACAUCACGCAUAUUCUCAUCGAGGGAUGUACAUAGCAGCAGGGGUUUUUGGAUUGUUCAACGCUGGUGUAUACGGUUUCGCUACCUACCUGUUGUCCAUCGAGUGGAAAAGCAGCCGAUCAACGAAUUAAUUUAUUUUUGAACUGUAAUUUAAGAAAAACUACGUACUGUCAUAGAUUAAGCCACAAAUGUACCUUAAAUAUAAGUCAGUUGAACACAGUCCUUCUUGGAAAACUUUGAAAAAUCUUAAAGUACCUACAUACUUGAAUUUUUCGAGAAGACUAUGGUGCUAGUUGUUGGCAGAGCAAACUAUUUUCAUUUUUGUUGAGGGUCCUCCCUUCUUUUUUUAUCGAAGCGAUCUAACAAUUUUACAACUAUUACGACAAAAUUUUCAUAGGUAUGUACUGCAUGUUAGGAUAUGUGCGAAAAUUACGACGUUUAUCAAGGCUGAGCUGUAUAAAUGGUAUAACAUGAAAAAAUAUAUUCCAAAAACAUAAUUCAUGAAAUGUAUAGCUCUUCUGAGUUUUACAAACCACAAUAAACAUGCAUUAUUGUCAAUUGCAUUGAAAAGUUGAAUAUAUAUUUAUGAUAAUAGAAAUAUCACCCCUUUCAUUGUUACUUUCUGUAAAUGUUCUAUUAAUGAUAAGUAUCCAGAAUCAUCACUUGAAAAUCACUUGAAUGAAUCUUGAAAAAUGAGAAUUGAAACUUUCUAUGUUUUUUACCAUUUUUAUUUGUAACUAACGUUACUGCACUUUCGAAAUUUUCAAUGUUUUAUGUAUACGUUUGAAAAUGUCCAUAUAGGACGAAACUGCAAUAAAGUUCGUUACCAAUAAACGUGUUUAAAAAACAUAGAAAGUUUCAAUUCUCACUUUUCGUGAGGAUUUCCUACCACGUAGUAACAGCUACAUCCAUCAAUUUACUCGAAUGAAUGUUAUGUCACAAAAAUUGUACCGUUGCGUUGCAAUACUUUUAAGCCUAUUUUAAUACACAACUGUAAUGGUAAUGUUUAAGUUUUUAAAUUUUAUCACAAAUAACAUUGUACCUAAUAUAAUUGUAUAUUUUAUUUAAAAUUGACUAUCCAUUGUUUUGUAUUAAAGUUAUCUCCAUUA